Clupea harengus (Atlantic herring) is the source of this 3087-nucleotide messenger RNA. RefSeq names its product cytochrome b5 domain containing 1 (gene cyb5d1). NCBI's taxonomy places the organism in Eukaryota, Metazoa, Chordata, Actinopteri, Clupeiformes, Clupeidae. The record is from RefSeq and is a predicted model, not a curated record. Gene Ontology annotation, biological process: cilium movement.
UGGGAUGGGGGGGGGGUCGGUCAGCUCCCUUGUCUUCCUUGCUUAGCUCCUAUCUGUCUAGGUCUACUGCUACUGUUUGCAUCUGAAUACUCCACUCAAGCACUCCCACUUAUGUGCAGUGGCGUUGCGUUACUUACAAUGAACAGCACUUUCGUUUAUGCCUCUCAGGCCUUCUUAGCUCGUCUGUGCUAUAUAUGUAGUUGCCUGUGUGGGUUCUGCAUAGGAGCGAAGAACCAAAAGGUGGUAAGAUUCCACGCAGCAAGAGAAACAUCAGAAAUUAUUAACAUGUUACGAAACUCAGAAAAACAGUGUUUUCAUAGACAGCAUAGAUGGGCCAAGUAAGGUUUUGAGAGCCGUUGUGUGAUCUUAAGUUGUGGCGUGUGUUUUUGGCUGAUGCCACGUGUUGAGACUCAAGGAUUUAUUGCAGAGCUGAAUAAUAUGUGUACUAUGCCUGUUCACGCACGUCAGACUUAACAUUUCAACUUCUCUAAACAGUUACUGUACCAACUUUAUGUUUUUUUUUGUUUGUUUUGUUUUAACAUGCUAUUUAUUCAAAGCAUGGCUUUGAUGUCCCAUCUUUUAUCUCCUUUUUUCUUUUCUUUUAAUGAAACCACUCCCAGAGCACUCAACUCUUUAAGGUAUAGAAACAUAUUAAGGAACUGGAACUGAAUAGGACACUUCCUUAAAGCCUUCAGAAGGAAACUCUACCUAAUGGCGAACAGUGUGACCAUUAAACACUUGACAAUUAAAUACCUGCUACCUUUCUGUUUAGACAGAAACAAAUUGGGUGUACUUUCAAAUUUGCCCAAUCCUCCUCAAAAACAGAGGGUUUACAUUAGUAACAUUACAACUGUGCGUUCAGUCUGUAACUUCAUGGACAUACUACUUAAAAAGCACCUGUGUCAACCCAGUUUGCAAGGAUUAAUUUGGAAAGGUAAAUCUGUUGACACCUUCAUGAUGUUCUUUAGGGAUGGAAGUUACCGUACUGUUUUGGUCUCCAAGAAAGAUGUCUUGGCAUUCGUGACUCACAGAAUCUCCCGUUUUUGUGUUUUGUUUAAAGGCUUGUUUUUUUUCUUUGUUUUUUUGUAUCUUCGUCUUGGCCAAAAUGAACCUGAAAUGUGCAGAUUGUAUUUAAAAUGAAAGAAAAAAAUAAUGAAAUUAGGUGUUGUUGUGUUCUUUCAACUCAUUUUUGUUUGCAUGUUGACAUUGGUGACUGAUUCCGUGUUCUUUCGGGUUACAAUGGGGAGUGAGUACUUCAUUGCUUGCAACGCUGCACAUGUUCUAAUGGUUUGCUUGUGUUCAUUUGUUCCUGGUUACACCUUAAACAAACCAUUUCUGCUCGCAAUGACACAUAUUUUUAUAUCAAACCAACUUACUUAAGGCCAGAUGCCUCAUGUUUUUAGUCUUGUAGUGUUGUCAAUAUAAAUGUUAUAACAUUUCCUAGUAGCGGUGAAGGGUGCAGUGAGGGCCUAAUAGAAAUGUCAAUUAUUCUGCAAACUAUUUUUGGUCAGUUGGCAUCUCUGAAAGAUAUCUCACCCACCCUACUAAACUGAGGAGACUAAAGGGUGCGGUUUUGAGUCUAAAAUACUUCUGGGCAUACAGAAGGCUGAGUUAUGCAUUUCUGAAGGAACUGGGGAAAAACGAAAACCAAUAGGCUAUUCUAGCAUUGUGUUCUGUGCAAAGUUUAUUACUUUCAAAAUGAGCAUGGAAAUGUACAAUUGCAUUGAAAUACAAAACAGAAGAACAAAAGAGGCUACAUAAAUGCUAUGUAAUGUUAGGAAAUUAUGAUUUAAAACAGCCCUCAUAUUCUUCGUAUGCGACCUGCGUAUUAUAUGCAUAGGGUAAGAGUCAAAUUUGUAAAAGGGACGGUGGAUUGUAACAUGUACAUACAUUUGCGAAGUAAUGUAAUUCUCCCACGCGACUUCGGUGAGUGCAGUCAGUGCCUAAUCUCUAUCGGCUGCGUGUGUUGAGUUGUAGUUACCUUGGUUACCACAGUAACGGGGAAACGAUUGUAUAAGCAAGCCUGAUGCAAUGUAUCCUAACUAGCCAAACCAUCGAAGUACUGUAGUUAGGUCGUACGACAAUCUGAUAGUUUCUCGGUGACUUUUAAGUUAAUUUUAAAACAUUUAACUUUUACGCUGCAUUUAUUUUUAUCCCGACAGCUCAAAUAUUCGUUGGCAAAUGCAACGACCUAAAUAUUUCACACCGAGAGAGGUGUCUCUGCACAGCACAUUGGAUGAUUUAUGGCUGUCUUACCUGGGUAAAGUGUAUGAUUUGACACCGUUGGUGAAUGAGUUCAAAGGUGAUGUUAUCUUGAAGCCCAUAAUUGAAUGUGCAGGGAAGGACAUCAGUCACUGGUUUGACCCUAAAAAGAAAGAUAUACUGACCCAUAUUGACCCACUGACAGGCUGCCUCAAAUACUAUACCCCUAGGGGGCGCUUUGUUCACGUUCCCCCUCCCUGCCCACGCACAGACUGGGCCAAUGAUUUUGGGAAGCCUUGGUGGCGGGACAGCUACUACGAGGUGGGCUUACUGUCUGCCAAGACUCGCUGGAUACGCAUAAUCAACACCCUCACCUCCGAGGAACAGACAUUGGAGGUGUGCUCAGAGGAGAUCCUGGAAGAGAUCGUACAGCGUUACUUACGCUAUAACUCCCAUGCAGCCAGUUACACCUGGAAACACAACCACUUAAACCUGGACAUGACCAAAACUCUGUGUGAGAAUGGCAUCAUUGAUGAGGACGAGGACUUCUACCAGUGUCGCAUGGACCAUGACCUUCACACCGAGUCUAUAUGUCUGUACUUCAACGAUGACCUCACUGAAUUUUGACCUACCGACUAUAUAGCAGGGAAAUAUUCCAUGUGCACUAAAUGAAAACAAGUUACCAUAAUAAAAAUCAGGUCACCGUAGUAGAUUAAAGCCACAUUUAGUUUUAUUUUGACACGCACAUGCAUCCAUAUUGUAGUUUCCUGCUCUCAUAUGCUAUCUCCCAGGGUCUUGCUGCAGCAUCAAAUGGCGUGGUGUGAGUAAAUAAUAAAAUAAAUGAAAAUAAUGGUGUGCAAUAAAACCUCAGAAUAAUACAGUCAA